AUGUCAAAGGACAUCACGAAAUGGGCGGGACGUGUCCCCCAAGUGCCUCAGACACGGGAUGCCCGGCGGGUCACCGGCAGAACGUUCUUCCUGGAUGCCUCCGGCCGAGGCCUGCAGGCCUUCCCGCCGGAGGUCCUGGCCUUGCGGGAGCUGGAAGAAGUGCACUUGGAGAACAACCGGAUCCAGGAAAUCCCCGGGGACAUCCGGCAGCUCCGGCGCCUCAGGGUCCUGUACCUGGACGGAAACCGCCUGCAGCGCCUGUGCCCGGAACUGGGCGCCCUGGAGGGCCUGGAGGGCCUGGACCUGAGCCGCAACCCGCUGCCGCCGGCCUCCCUGGCCGUGCUGGGCGGCCUGUGCGCCCUGCGCCAGCUGCGGCUGGGUGGGCCCCUCGCGGCGCGGGUCCUCCCGCCGGGUGGGCCGUUACCUAGGGCGUUUGGCUCACUUUCAAAACUGAAGAUACUUGGACUAACAGGAAACGAGUUCCAUUCCUUCCCGGAGGUAGUCUUCUCAUUAAAGUCCCUGGAGAAGCUGUACAUUGGCCAAGACCAGGGGCUCAAGCUCACCUGUGUGCCAGAAGACAUCGGGAAGCUGCAGAGCCUUAAGGAGCUGUAUAUAGAGAACAAUUGCCUGGAGUGCCUGCCCGUGUCCUUGGGGUCCAUGCCCAACCUGGAAGUGCUUGACUGCCGGCACAACUUGCUUAAGCAACUUCCAGAAGCCAUUUGCCAAGCACAAGCUUUGAGAGAGUUACUGCUGGAAGACAACUUGCUCACCCAUCUUCCCGAGAACUUGGAUGCCCUGGUGAACCUUCAGGUCCUGACGCUGAAGGACAACCCCAUGGAGGAGCCCCCUGGGGACGUGUGUGCCGGGGGCAACGAGGCCAUCUGGGCGCACCUCCGGAGAAACAGAGCCAGGGCGAUCAUGGCAACAAAGAUUCAGGCGUGGUGGAGGGGAGUGGUGGUGCGGAAAGGACUGGGGAGACUUGAUGAAGUGCUCAGGGCUCGAAAGAAAGGGAAGACCUCCCCCAAAGAUAAGAAGGGCGAGAAGCCCGAGGAGCGGCGUCUCCAGUUGCCCCGGCCACCGGCCGUCCGCGCGGGGCUGCCCGCGGUUCGCUCGCGUGGAGCUGCGCGUCGCCGCCGCGGCGGCCCGGGCACGCGGCGCUCCCUCAGCGCAAGUCCCUGCGUGCCCUUCCCGUGCGGCCGCAGCUGCCUGUCCUCCGGCUCGACCGCUGUGCGGUGCUUUCGAGAAGCCCCCGUAAAUGGAGCCGCACGGUGCAGCCGGGUUGGCCCUCCGCCCGGCGCAGCUCAGCAAGGUCAGUCCCAGCCGGUGCUGGCAGCAGUCUGCUCCUUUGGCUGCUGGGCAGGCCCCUCAGUCUGA
This is a messenger RNA of Carlito syrichta (Philippine tarsier), 1374 nucleotides long. It is a transcript of the gene LRRIQ4, whose product is annotated as leucine rich repeats and IQ motif containing 4. The transcript has 7 exons. The record is from RefSeq and is a predicted model, not a curated record. The coding region runs from base 1 to 1374 and encodes 457 amino acids. Gene Ontology annotation, molecular function: protein binding. Lineage: Eukaryota; Metazoa; Chordata; Mammalia; Primates; Tarsiidae.